Symbiodinium pilosum is the source of this 729-nucleotide messenger RNA. Lineage: Eukaryota; Dinophyceae; Suessiales; Symbiodiniaceae. The record is from the annotation of a GenBank genome assembly.
AUGACAGUUGGUGACCAGCUAAUUAGCGAGGGCCGCUGGAUGCAGCCGGAGGUGGACUUGCUGAAGGCAUUUCUGCCAGUAGGCGGUGUGGCUGUGGAUGCAGGGGCCAACAUCGGUGGCUUCGCACUCCCCCUGUCGAAGCACGUGGGUCCAGAUGGGCAGGUCCAUGCCUUUGAGCCCUUCCGCAACAUUUUCCAGGUCUUGACGGCUAACUGCGCCAUCAAUGGCCUGCUUAGCUGCUUUACGUAUCACAACGCUCUAGGUAACAAGACAGAGCAUCGACGCCGGCCCAUGCCGGGUCUUGCCGCUGUCGGAAACCCGUCAAAGUCUUUCGUCGUGGACGAAGUCGCUUCCGAGCUACUCGUCCACCACGAUAGCCGAGGGCGGAGUGAGACGGUCAGCGUCGUCCGCCUUGACGACAAGCUCAAGCUUGACAGGCUUGAUGUUAUGAAGAUCGACGUCGAGAGUGGCGAGUAUGAGAUGCUAUUGGGAUCUGAUGCAACCAUUCGCACUCAUCAGCCGCUGAUCUACGUCGAGGAUUCAGAAUCCGAUCAGCCACCACCAACUCGAGUGGUGCGACUGCUCUCAGAAUCACACUCGUACUGGUGUGCUGACCCGAAGGAGCUCGGGCUCCAGUUAAUGACGUCCACGCUUUGUGCUCCGCCACGGAUGGUUGGCGAGAUUCGAGACCGCAUCCGCAACAUCCGUUGGACUGGUCCGCCUCGGUGA